This is a messenger RNA of Anopheles coluzzii, 1643 nucleotides long. RefSeq lists its product as uncharacterized. NCBI's taxonomy places the organism in Eukaryota, Metazoa, Arthropoda, Insecta, Diptera, Culicidae. Gene Ontology annotation, biological process: detection of chemical stimulus involved in sensory perception of smell; sensory perception of smell. Gene Ontology annotation, cellular component: plasma membrane. Gene Ontology annotation, molecular function: olfactory receptor activity; odorant binding. The record is from RefSeq and is a predicted model, not a curated record. The transcript is spliced from 3 exons. Bases 269 to 1504 code for a protein of 411 amino acids.
ACACAUCAAUCGACAUACGUUCAUCAUCAAGUCUCUUUGUAAAACGAAACUCUCGAAAGCAGCACAUAACAUGGUUUGAAAUGCAUAGUUCUACAUGCCAAAACACUUCCAAACAGUCAAUAAUUGAGCUUACCCUGUGAGCGAUUCCACGUGUCAGUUCCCAUGCCUUCCUCUAUAAAACCCAAUGACUGUUGGGCAGUGGUCUCAGUACCUUAGCGAAAGCUUGUAGCAUCAGUUUAAACUCUCAACCAGUGGGGCAACUACAGACAUGACCGUAGUGCACCGCAUCGUUAGCUUUGGCUACAACCUGCUCCAGCGCCACUUCAAUGUUGGACAUCCUACGGAACAGUUUUUCUUGCUCCGCUGUCUGGACGUUGUAUCCCCGGCCAUGCUACUACAGCGCCCACGAUCGAAUCUGGAAGUCGCCCUGAAGACGCUCUGCUUGAGCGUGAUGGUAGCGCACACCAUAGCGCUGGCGUACGACUUCAGCCAGCAGACGGAUGUGCGACUUGCGCUGGACAUGCUAUGCAUGCUGUCACUCUUUGUCUCCAUCAUUUUGCGUAGCACCUGCAUGCGCCAGUACCUGUCGCACAUUGACGCACUGGACCGGCUGGAAAGGCGGCCAACGUUUCGCGUCGGCACACCGUACGCCGAUGAGAGCCGCCGAAACGUUGCGUUGCAGAACAGUCGCUACCUCGGCGUGGCCCUCGUGAUGCACUCGCUCACGGUAACGAUGUACGUGAUCCAGAACAUGGUGCGGGAAAAUUCGUUCGUGAAGAUCAUUACCAGCUUCCCGAUCGACCUGUCCGAGCGGGCACCGGUGCUGGAGCGAGUGGCCGACCUGUGCUACAGCCUCGUCGGGUACGUUUGGGGUUGGUACCAUGGGGCCACCCAGCUAACCAUCAUCGUCCUGCUGCGCUACGCCAUUACCGAGUUUCGCGUGUUUCUCCACUCGCUGGACAGCCUGGACGAUCAGCUGCGGCAGCGUCGCGAGCAGGCGCAGGGCGCCACGGACGAGGAGCGCAUCCUGCGGGAGCUGCUGUACGAGCACGCACGGCACCACUCGCAGCUGAUCGUGGUCGUGACGCACCUGCGUACGUUGCUGCGCAACUACUCGCUAGUGCAUUUCUUCUUCUACAUGAUCAUCGUGGCCACCUUUAUGACGCGCGUCCUUAUCAUCCCCGGCAGGUCGUCGUUCGGCUUGGCCAUCCCCCUGUUGACGACGACGAUCUAUUUCUUCGAAACGUUCGGCAUGUGCAUGCUGGUGGAGAUGCUGGUGCAGUUGAAUCGAAAGGUCAGCACCAGCUUGUACGGAUUCAGCUGGCCCCAGUAUCUGCGCUACGAACGCACCAUCAAACGGCCGAUGAUGCUGAUGAUAAUGCAGGCAAACAUGACGAAAGAUUUCUCCGCCGGCGGGCUGACCACGGUAUCGGCCGAGCUGUUUGCUAAAACGUGCCGAAUGAUCUACACCAUGAUGAUGUUUAUGGCCAAUAUGGCAACGUAGAAUCACAGCCAUAACGCUUUGAGUGUAAAAUCAACUGACCUGCGACGUCAGUUGCAACAGUUGCCACACAUAUUAGGUGCCUUAAUCAGUCAAAUAAAGGGCUUGCAUGAUCUUUGAUUCGCAUUUUCCACCAAAACAA